CCCGGGCCCCUGCUCCCAAAAAGAGUUCCUUCACGGUGUUGACUUUAUCGCCGGAGCGCAUGAAGCGCACCAAAACGACACGGAGCUCAUCCUCUCACACCCGGUGACAGACAAAAGACAUGCAGUGGUGACCCACGCUCGGCUGGGUCGCACACUGUAGUUUGUUAAAAAAAAAAAAAUCUUUAAGGAAAAGAGAUUUUUUUUUUUCUUCUCUCUUCUCCACAAUGACGGCUAAAACUUUGGAGAAAGUGCCGGUGAAUCUCGGGGGGUUCGUGCAUCCAGAGAGCGCGUACUCCGUGGAUGACAUCGGCUCCAGUUUACCCACCUCUGUGGCUAUCUUCCCAAACACCGACUUCGGAGCACAUUACGAUCAGAUGAACGUGACAGAUGGUUUGAUGAGUGCAGACAUGAGCGUAGAGAAGCGCUCCCUGGACCUCUCCUCCUACUCCGGCGGCUUCUCUCAGUCCGCAUCCCACCGCAACCAGACCUUCACCUACAUGGGAAAGUUCUCCAUCGACUCCCAGUAUCCAAGUAACUGGAACCCCGAGGGGGUGAUCAACAUCGUCUCGGGCAUCUUCAACGUGGCCCAACCGCCUCCUCCUCCUCCUCCCUCCUCUUCAGCGUCCUCCUCCCCGGCUUCCUCAGGAUCUCCCAAUCACUUUGACAAUUUGAGUUGCACCAUGGCGGCUCAGAGCCAGGCAGAGAUAGACCACCACCACCACCACCUGUACUCCCCUCCGCCUCCGUACUCCUCCUCUGGCUGCGGGGAGAUGUACCAGGACCCCUCUGCGUUUUUGUCCACCUCCACCUGCCCCAUCGCCUCUUACCCACCGCCCUCUUACUCUUCACCCAAGCAGCCCGGUGGCGCAGACGCGCCGGGGCUCUUCCCCAUCAUCCCCGACUACUCGGGCUUCUUCCAGCCUGCCUGCCAGCGGGACAUGCACACGGCAGGCAUCCAAGAUCGAAAACCGUUCGGUGCAUGUCCACUCGAUACAUUCCGCGUCCCUCCACCCCUGACCCCGCUGAACACUAUCAGGAACUUUACGCUGGGCGGUCCGGGUAGUGGCGGCUCUGAGGGAGGUCCGCCGAGGCUCCCUUCUGCCUACAGCCCUCAGAACCUGCCCCUAAGGCCGAUCCUGAGGCCCAGAAAGUACCCGAACAGACCCAGCAAGACACCUAUCCACGAGCGGCCGUACCCCUGUCCGGCGGAGGGCUGCGACCGGCGGUUCUCCCGCUCCGACGAAUUGACCAGACACAUCCGGAUCCACACGGGACACAAGCCGUUCCAGUGCCGCAUCUGCAUGCGCAACUUCAGCCGCAGCGACCACCUCACCACACACAUCCGCACGCACACGGGAGAGAAGCCGUUCGCGUGUGACUUCUGCGGCCGCAAAUUCGCCCGGAGCGACGAGAGGAAGAGACACACUAAGAUCCACCUGAGGCAGAAGGAGAGGAAGUCCUCCACUGUCUCCUCCUCGUCCUCCUCCUCGUCCAGCAGCUCCGGGGUGGACCGACCAGGCGCCAUCAGCGCAACCAGCGGGAUUUGUUCCUAGUUUUUUUUCCUGGAAGACGUUGUUGUCACCAUGGCAGCGUGACGUACACUAACCUCUUAAAGAAAUGAACUAUUGCAAAUGAUUCUAAAAACUGUUGUGAACUAAAGAUAGCAGCCUAAACACCAGGAUGGAAACGAACAAGGACUUUUGUGCAGUCGUGCGCAAUUACGCACAUCCACCAAUUCCUGCUCCAGAGACUGACACGAAUGCACUUUGCCUGUAAAGUCUACUGAACAUAAAAGUAAAUAUAGCCAUUCAUUCGUAAGAAUAUAGAAGGGCGGUUGUAAUAUAAAGGGGAUUUUGUUUUUAUAUCGCCAACAUGUUUUGCGCGAACAGUCUGCGCGAUCAAAUGUGAAAUAACUGCAAUAACGUUUUGAAGCAAGAAAACAGUUUUAAAUUAUUGAAUUGACAAAAGUGUUCAUUCUAACAUAGUUGUUGAUGACUGUAUCUCCCCUUUAGUGCCUUGCUGUGUGUCUUUUUGUACACUGACGGAUUCAAGGACGCUUCUAAUGCAAUGUAUAUUUGUCCUUUAAAAUGUAAAGUUGGAUUCUAUUUUUGUACACAUUUCGUCUCGUCUAACUUCAAGUGUUAAGCAGUUGUGGUCCAUGUGUGAAACAAUGUUGGAGUGUAAAUAUGUUGAAUUCAUACCUACUUGACAUUUUUGUUGUGGUGUGUCUUUUGAGACUUAUUAAAUAUAUGGGAAUGAUAAACACA
Molecule: messenger RNA, 2267 nt
Organism: Etheostoma spectabile (orangethroat darter)
Lineage: Eukaryota; Metazoa; Chordata; Actinopteri; Perciformes; Percidae
Gene: egr2b
Product: early growth response 2b
Exons: 2
Coding region: 225-1553 (442 amino acids)
Biological process (GO): regulation of transcription by RNA polymerase II
Molecular function (GO): RNA polymerase II cis-regulatory region sequence-specific DNA binding; DNA-binding transcription factor activity, RNA polymerase II-specific
Source: RefSeq, a predicted model, not a curated record